AUGUCUUCCCCGUCGAUGCCACCAACAUUUUUCGGCAGCUUCAAACUGGAGCGCAGUGAGAACUUUGACGAGUAUCUCGCAUCAAAAGGCGUGAAUUGGUUUCUCCGGAAAAUGAUUGGCUUCACGAGUGUCACCAAAGUGAUCAACGAGGAAGGGGACGGGAAAUGGAUGAUGGAGAAUCGAAGCUCGAAAAAGAACACCGCUUAUCAUGGAUGGAAAAUGGGCGAAACGUUUGAAGCGGAGGGAUUAGACGGGAAACAACAUCAAAUCACUUUCGAUUACAAUGAUGAUACGCUUUUUGAGAAACACAUAAGAAUGGAUGAUCCGAACGAUAAAGGAGAGACGUAUCGAUACAAUGUUGAUGGGGAUUAUCUCGUGUUGACCAUGCAAAAUCAAGCAAUUACGUGUAAACGAUGGAUGGCUGAAACGGGUCUUCGGCAAGAAAUGCCGCCCCAGGGUGGCUAUCAAAAGUUCAACUUUCAUCGAACUUUCCCCAAACUUGUGUGGAGACCUUACCUCGCUAUCAGCGUUGGGACGGCCAUAACCCUUGUCGGAUCGUAUUAUGCUUUGUGGCGGAAGAAGUGGUACAUCACCGAGAAGUUUGAAGAUGUCGAAUUGAACACGGCAAUGCAACCAUUUUUGACAGCUGAGCGAGAUCGAUACUGGUUGAAGUUGCUGGCGAAAAAUCGAGACCUCGAGGCGGAGAUUAUGAAGGAUGUGCCCGGAUGGAAGGUUGGUACAUGGUACGGAGAGCCAGUCUAUUUCACAAUUGGCGAGAAAUGGUGGGAUCCCACCCCAAUUGAGGUCUUUGCCCAUUCUCAUCCAAAAGCCUACGAAUGGGAGGCAAUGUGGCGUCAUCACCCCGAAUACUCGGCUCCUCAUUUCUGGGACAAUCUUUUGCCCGAAUCCAUUCGUAAGCAUUUAUGG
This is a messenger RNA of Mesorhabditis belari, 927 nucleotides long. The record is from the annotation of a GenBank genome assembly. Lineage: Eukaryota; Metazoa; Nematoda; Chromadorea; Rhabditida; Rhabditidae.